AUGGAGAGCUUUGUCUAUCCCCCCUUCAGCACGUACCAGAGCUUCAGGGGCAGCCUCACGCCGAGCCGCGGCAGGGACCCAACGGUGAAGCAGCCCAGCUGGAAGCAGAGCAAGAGCAGCGGCAUCAGCCCCUUCCUCGGGGGGCCCCUCACCCCCCUGCCCUCUGACUACCUGGACAGCUACCGACGGGCCCAGCUCCAGGCCCUGCUGUCACAGGUGAGCCCCGGGCUGGCGCCGCGGCUGCGCCGGGCCAGCACCAAGGAGGUGGGCGUGCAGGUGAACCUGCGGGCUGACGCCGCUGUGCAGUGCUCGCUGGGGCCGCGCACGCUGCCGGUGGGCCGCCCCCUUAGCCCCGCUGCCCUCCGCACCCAAGGGCACCUUGCCCUCUACUCGCCCGCGCCGGACCGCCGCCUCUUCACGCUGCCCGAGGCCACCGGCCCCCGGGAGAAGGAAGAGGCGUCUGAAACGACCCCCGAGGAGCACAAGGCGGAGGAUGGUAGCAGAGAGCAGCGGGAGGGCCAGGCGGAGGCCGCUCUGCCGAGCGAGGAGGCCGCAGCCCCCAGGCGGCGGGCUGCCUUCCAGUUUUUGGAGCAGAAGUAUGGCUAUUUCCACUGUAAAGACUGCAAGACCAGAUGGGAGAGUGCUUAUGUGUGGUGCAUUUCUGGAAGCAACAAGGUGUACUUCAAGCAGCUCUGUCGCAAAUGCCAAAAGGGCUUCAAUCCCUAUCGAGUGGAAGCAAUCCAGUGCCAGACCUGUUCAAAGACUCGUUGUUCCUGCCCUCAGAAGAAAAGACACAUUGAUCUCAAGAGACCUCAUCGCCAAGAACUUUGUGGCCGCUGCAAAGGCAAGAGGCUUUCCUGCGAUAACACUUACAGCUUCAAAUACAUUGUCUGAUCUUUGUGCCCUCUUCUGUUUUGCACUUUGCACUUUGUCAGUCUCUUGCAAUGUUUUGACUUUAGGCUUUUGACCUGGCAUUGGAUAAUGGAUAAAGACUUUUGUAUUAUUUAUAAAGUAUGUAACUUCAUUGUGUAUAUAUGCUGUGAAUAAAGUUCCAUGUAAUUUUGUGCUA
Molecule: messenger RNA, 1069 nt
Organism: Gymnogyps californianus (California condor)
Lineage: Eukaryota; Metazoa; Chordata; Aves; Accipitriformes; Cathartidae
Gene: ZAR1L
Product: zygote arrest 1 like
Exons: 4
Coding region: 1-894 (297 amino acids)
Biological process (GO): translation
Cellular component (GO): cytoplasm
Molecular function (GO): mRNA base-pairing post-transcriptional repressor activity
Source: RefSeq, a predicted model, not a curated record